AUGGCAUCUUCCCAGUCGUUUCCGGACAGCUACGCUGCCCUCGACCUCCCUACUCUCCAGCUCUUCCACCAUCCCGCCUCCUCAACCUCCGUCACUCCCGUCAUCGUCAUUAAACUUCAUCGUCCAGAGGUCCGCAAUGCAUUCACCGACACCAUGUGCGCUUCCCUCUCCGAGGCCCUGAACCUCAUCUCGGGCGACCCCCGGGUCCGCGCCGUGGUCAUCACCUCGUCUGACCCCAAGAACCGCAUGUUCUGCGCCGGCAUGGACUUUAACGAGGAACACCUCCUCGGCAAGGACGCCAAUGACCACCGCGACUCGGGCGGCAAGGUCUCUCUCCCCAUGUAUCACUGCGCCAAGCCCGUCAUCGUCGCCCUCAACGGGUCUGCUGUCGGCGUCGGCAUCACCAUGACUCUGGGUGCCAACAUCCGCAUCGCCAGUCGCGACGCCAUGGUUGGCUUUGUCUUUGCUCGCCGAGGCUUCAGCAUGGAGGGCUGCAGCAGUUUCUUCCUGCCGCGUCUCGUUGGCACCAGCCGGGCUCUGCAUUUAACAACGACCGGCGCUGUGUACCCUGCCGGGCACAAGCUCUUGGACGGCCUCUUCAGCGAGGUUGUCGCACCCGAUGAGGUUCUUCCAACGGCUCUCAAGAUUGCCGACGACAUUGCAGCUAAUGUCAGCAACGUUUCCACGCGGGUCAUGAAGGACAUGAUCUACAGAAGCGUGGGCUCCCCAGAGGAGGCUCAUCUGCUGGAGAGCAAGAUCUUUUGGCACUUGUUCACAGGUAAAGACGCCAAAGAAGGGAUGCAGAGUUUUCUAGAGAAAAGGAAGCCCAACUUUACCGGGAACAUGGAGGACAAUGCGCCGACAGCGUGGCCGUGGUGGUCUCCGGUUGACGUUCGAAAGUCAAAGCUAUAA
Fusarium keratoplasticum is the source of this 912-nucleotide messenger RNA. RefSeq lists its product as uncharacterized. The coding region runs from base 1 to 912 and encodes 303 amino acids. NCBI's taxonomy places the organism in Eukaryota, Fungi, Ascomycota, Sordariomycetes, Hypocreales, Nectriaceae. The transcript has a single exon. The record is from RefSeq and is a predicted model, not a curated record.